Molecule: messenger RNA, 432 nt
Organism: Pollicipes pollicipes
Lineage: Eukaryota; Metazoa; Arthropoda; Thecostraca; Pollicipedomorpha; Pollicipedidae
Exons: 3
Coding region: 34-432 (132 amino acids)
Source: RefSeq, a predicted model, not a curated record
UUUAAUUGGCCGACUGCACUUCCAGAUUCCGAAAUGAAGGCGAUCUUCUGCAUUGUGCUGGCUCUGUCAGCCGCCGUGGCUGCCAAUGGAGGCUUCUAUCCUUUCUCGGUCCAGCGGGCACCCGACGCCUUCGACAACUACAAUCGCAACCACUACAAGACGGCCAAGCAUAGCGGCUUGUUGGACCGCCUGUUUGGAGCUAACCGGCGCCAGGGAAUCCUCGAAGGCCUGGGAGGAAUUGGUGGACCCGUCGCCGUGGUUGGGGGGUCGCUGGUCGCCGGUAUUCAUAGCCCUACUGGACUCGCCGUCGUCAUCGCCAACAUCAACUCAUCCGGCCGAGGUCUGGACACGGACGGACUGGAGGACAGCCAGUCGGUUUGGAUGGACCAGCUGGUGCGGGACUUCGAGGACUCCUGGCAGACUACGGAGUAA